Molecule: messenger RNA, 411 nt
Organism: Mauremys mutica (yellowpond turtle)
Lineage: Eukaryota; Metazoa; Chordata; Testudines; Geoemydidae
Product: CMRF35-like molecule 7
Exons: 3
Coding region: 1-411 (136 amino acids)
Cellular component (GO): plasma membrane
Molecular function (GO): transmembrane signaling receptor activity
Source: RefSeq, a predicted model, not a curated record
AUGAGGAUUUUCUCGGUUUUACUUUGGAUUCUUUUCCCAGGCUGCUGGGCGGUGACGGGCCCCGGGGCAGUGCGCAGCCCCCCGGGCGGGUCGGUGGCUGUGCGGUGCCGGUACCGGGCGGGCUAUGAGAAUUAUCAGAAGUUCUGGUGCCGGGAAGGAGGCUUGUUCUGUUCCAACUGGUUUCACGUCAUUCAGACCGACGGGUCGGAGGCGGAGGUGACGCGGGGCAGAGUCUCCAUCCGAGACAAUCACACCCAGCGCGUGUUCUCCGUGACCGUGGGGAACCUGAAACCGGCAGACGCCGGGACAUACCUCUGCGGGGUACAGAGGUCUGGGUUUGAGCUCAGGGACGCUGUGGAACUCACCGUCUCCCCAGCGGCCACCCCCGACCCCUCAGGCGGGAGCCGGUAG